Molecule: messenger RNA, 1359 nt
Organism: Emericellopsis cladophorae
Lineage: Eukaryota; Fungi; Ascomycota; Sordariomycetes; Hypocreales; Bionectriaceae
Exons: 3
Coding region: 1-1359 (452 amino acids)
Biological process (GO): mitochondrial calcium ion homeostasis; calcium import into the mitochondrion
Cellular component (GO): mitochondrial inner membrane; uniplex complex
Molecular function (GO): calcium channel activity; uniporter activity
Source: RefSeq, a predicted model, not a curated record
AUGAACGGUGCUUUCCGGCGCGUCGCAACACGCGUGCCAACGGCGGCGUUCAAUAGCACCCUCCAUGGCCAGGUGACAUUGCCCGGCGCUACUAGGUGCUUCACCAACGUUCCAUCCUCGAGAAGCUCCGAGGCCGAUGAAAAAGCGAAAUCGUUGAACAAGAAAGCAGCCGACGAGGCCGAGCGCCAGGUUACUGCCAGAGACGACGCGCAGCGCAAAGUCGACGACCGGCCAUGGCAACGCGAAGAAACAGGCGAGCACAGCCAGCCGCCGGCCUCGUCGCCAGACCCUGCAAAGGGCGACGAGUCGAGAGGACGUUUACUGACGACACCCACCCGACUACUCAAGUUGAUCCUGCCGUUGCCAUUCCAUCCUGAUCAAGUCUACAUCAACCCAGAGAAGAAAGCGGAUCAAAAGUAUGGUUCUGAAAAGGUUGAACCUCUGGCACUUCUAGUGCAUCCUCAACAGCCCCUGUCAUAUCUCGAGCGGCUGAUUCAGGCCGAAAUCCCCCCGUUGCAAGUCAAGGGAAACGAGAAGCUGCCAGGCAUUGUCUUCCGCGCAGAAGCCGACCGGGAGGUGAGCGAGGGCAAAAAGGGCGCAGCAGAUAACGUUGCAUCCUACUCUGGAUUGGGUCAUGAGGCCGAGAAAUCGGACGAGGAGAAGAACUGGGUUCGAUGGAGCGGCAGCACAGAGGUCGGUGAUUUCAUCAGGGACGCGGCUCGUGGCCGUGAGUUUGCAAUCGACAUUGAGGGCCAUGAUGGAGAGCUGCGGGUUGCCGUGCCCAGCUUCAAGGACCGCACCUACUACAUGCGCAUGCGCCUGCGGAGGAUGUCGAGGCAGAUCAACUCCAUGGCGGAGCUGAAGAAGGAGUGCGACAUGCUCGCGCACAAGGGCGCGCAUCGGAUUGCGCAAAGCGGCUUUGGCGCUUUGGUGACCUGGUGGGGGGUCGUGUACUAUGUCACGUUUCACACCGAGAUGGGCUGGGAUCUCGUCGAGCCGGUCACCUACCUGGCGGGGCUCACGACCAUCAUGGGUGGUUACCUCUGGUUCCUGUACAUGAGUCGCGACCUCAGCUACAAAGCAGCCAUGAACGUCACCGUCUCGCGGAGACAGAGCGCGCUGUACCAGGAGAGAGGCCUCGACCACGGGAAAUGGGAGCACGCGGUGCAGGAGGCCAACGCCCUUCGCAGGGAGAUCAAGGCCGUGGCAGCAGAGUACGACGCGGAAUGGGACGAGAUGAAGGACCUCGGCGGCGAAGAGGUCAAGGAGGCUCUAGAGCAGGAAAAGGAAGGUAAGGACGAAAAAGACGACAAGCAGGCGAAACAGGAUGCCGCUGACAAGGCGAAGCAAUCAGAGUAG